AUGGCGGAAGCUGUAACAACUACUGAUCUGCAAGGUGCCCUCCCCCUUGUCGCCCGGGGCAAGGUGCGCGACUUGUACGAAGUCGACGACAAGACCCUGCUCUUCGUUGCGAGUGAUCGCAUCUCCGCCUACGAUGUGAUCAUGGAGAAUGGAAUCCCGAACAAGGGUAUCCUGCUCACUCUCUGCACCAAGACCUGGUUCCAGAUCCUGUCGGAGGCUAUUCCCACCCUCCGCACCCACUUCCUCACCCUCGAUCUCCCUCCCCAGAUCCCCGAGUCGCUCCGCCCCAAGUUGCAAAACCGGAGCAUGCAGGUGCGCAAGCUCCGCAUUCUUCCCAUCGAGGCCAUUGUCCGCGGGUACAUCACUGGCUCCGCCUGGAAGGAGUACCAGAAGUCCGGCACUGUGCACGGCAUCAAGGUCCCUGCGGGUCUGAAGGAGAGCGAGGCUUUCCCCGAUGGACCUAUCUAUACCCCAAGCACGAAGGCGGAGCAGGGUGAGCACGAUGAGAACAUCCACCCCGACCAGGCCACCGCUAUUGUGGGCGAGCCCUAUGCUUCAACCAUUGCCGCUCUCUCUGUGCAGCUGUACAAGGCCGCGCACGCCUAUGCCCUUGAGCGGGGCGUUAUCAUCGCCGAUACCAAGUUCGAGUUCGGCGUGGACGAGGAGACGAACGAGGUCGUGCUGGCCGACGAGGUCCUGACCCCGGACUCCUCCCGGUUCUGGCCCAAAGACUCUUACGUUAUUGGUCAGGGCCAGUCGAGCUUCGACAAGCAGUACUUGCGCGACUGGCUGGUCUCGGAGGGACUGAAGGGCAAGGAGGGCGUUCGCAUGAGCGACGAGGUUGUGCAGAAGACAGCCGAGAAGUACAAGGAGGCGUGGGAGAGGCUUACUGGCGGCAACUAG
Penicillium canariense is the source of this 903-nucleotide messenger RNA. RefSeq names its product phosphoribosylaminoimidazolesuccinocarboxamide synthase. NCBI's taxonomy places the organism in Eukaryota, Fungi, Ascomycota, Eurotiomycetes, Eurotiales, Aspergillaceae. Gene Ontology annotation, molecular function: phosphoribosylaminoimidazolesuccinocarboxamide synthase activity. The record is from RefSeq and is a predicted model, not a curated record. Bases 1 to 903 code for a protein of 300 amino acids. The transcript is spliced from 3 exons. Gene Ontology annotation, cellular component: cytoplasm. Gene Ontology annotation, biological process: 'de novo' IMP biosynthetic process.